Molecule: messenger RNA, 3520 nt
Organism: Vidua macroura (Pin-tailed whydah)
Lineage: Eukaryota; Metazoa; Chordata; Aves; Passeriformes; Viduidae
Gene: C1QTNF6
Product: C1q and TNF related 6
Exons: 4
Coding region: 221-1000 (259 amino acids)
Molecular function (GO): protein binding
Source: RefSeq, a predicted model, not a curated record
AGCACUUGGCGAGCAUCUGGCUGGAGUCAGCUGGGCCCUGCCGGCCCUCCCUCCCGCGCUGCUAACCAGGAGCAGCUGAGGAUACAGGAUACAGAUAACUCAGCGCGGGACCCCUGCGGAGGGGAGUGGAGUACUGUCAGCUGCCCAAACUGCCAGCAGCAGGAGCCAGGAGUAGACAACACAACUCAUCACGAAACCCCUCUUCCGUCAGCUGGUCACCAUGGACAUAACCUACCUGCGCACAUCCCUGACCUUCCUUUUUCUCCCUCUUGUUGUGUUUGGGGCACCCGCUGAUGAACCCAACCUCACAGAACCGGGCCCUGGUGCUUGCAAGCGCUGUUGUGACCCACUGGACUCUUCCACAGAUACCCCACCAGUCCCUCCCAGCCACCACCACUUUCCCUACCCAGUGCCAGAGGUCCGUCCCUAUAUCAACAUCACCAUUCUGAAGGGAGAGAAAGGAGACCGGGGAGAGCCUGGGAUGCCCGGGAAAUGGGGCAAAGAAGGACCACGAGGCGAGCGGGGUGCCCAGGGCCAGAAAGGCAGUAAAGGACAGAUGGGCACAGCGGGAGACCCCUGCAAGCAUCAGUACGCUGCAUUCUCCGUCGGUCGCAAGAAAGCGCUGCACAGCAGCGAGGGCUUCCAGGUCUUGAUCUUUGACACUGUCUUCGUCAACCUCUACAGCCACUUUGACAUGUUCAAUGGCAAGUUCUACUGCUCAGUGGGUGGACUUUACUAUUUCAGCCUCAAUGUCCACACCUGGAACUUCAAGGAGACCUACAUGCACAUCAUGCACAAUGAAGAAGAGGCGGUCAUCCUGUAUGCCCAACCCAGCGACCGCAGCAUCAUGCAGAGCCAGAGCCUCAUGCUGGAGCUCCAGGAAAAUGAUGAGAUCUGGGUGAGGCUCUACAAGCGGGAGCGGGAGAAUGCCAUUUACAGUGAUGAUGUUGAUGUGUACAUCACCUUCAGCGGCUACUUGGUCAAGCCCAGCAUUGAAUAACUCCUCUUCCUUAGGGCCUCUUAGGCCUUUUCCUUUUUCCCCUCUCUCUCUCUCUCUCUCUCUCUCUCUCUCUCUCACUCUCUCUCUCUCUCUCUUUACUGCCCGUAACCACUGCAAAUCACCUGGAAAUGGGCCUGUCAAAUCUCAGGCAGUGAGUGUGAAACUUGCCACACUGGCCCCCACCUCACGCUCUCUUGUAGCCAGACCUGUAUCUGUCCACUUUACAUCAUGGCACUACCACCUCUUGACCCUCACCUCAUAACCCCAGCUUAGGUUAUUGGCUUCUUCUCAAUCUGCCAGCAAGCUGCCUCUGGCAUUAGGGUUCUAGAGCAAGAGGAAAGCUAAAAUGCUGCUCCUGGGCCUGUGUCCUUCCUUGGGGCUUCAUACACAAAGGACUCCUGCGGACAGGGCUAUAAAGUCCCCACUGCUAAGGUACAUCCUGGCUCCUCUCCAUCCCAACUAGACAUACCAGUUUUGCAGCCUGAAACAAGGUGUUAAUGUCACCUCUGAUAUCUGUAGUAUGGAGAGCAGACUGGGGUCUGAUGGCUUCCUGUAGCACAAGGAAGAUGUAGGAGCACUGGGAGAGGAUAUUGCCUUUCCAAAAAGAGAACUGUUGGCCUUCUAAACUGGCUUUCCAUAGACACUCUUCUGUGUCACAGAGUCCAGACUGGCCACCAAACCUAGACCUGGUGGGAUUGUCCUCUGUGCCAACUCUAGCUCUUCAAACGGAUGAAGGGUCAGACACCUGGCCAGACCCUUCAUGGGCCUCUGCCCAUGAUUCAGUAGAGGCGACCAUUCUGUUCCCACUAGGGAUCACCAGUACAGAAUGAGAGACAGAGAGGGAAGACCUUGAAAACCCCCUCCCACACUCCCCUGGGGUGCUACUCAGUCUUGGCUCGUCAGCUAUGGGAAGCUAGUCCAAGAGAGUGAACCGGAAUCUGCUCUCCUAUGGCAGAGGUGCCAUUUCAUUGUUCUCCUGAAGGUGGUUCUCCCACGCUGGUAUUGAAGGACCACUAUUUCAGGGCCUGAGCUCAAGGCUGCAGGGGAAUUGCAGUUAAAUCAAUUCCAAACGUGGACAGGCUGCCACUUCUUUACCUCUGUGAUGGAACAGAGAUAGAGGUGAGACAACAGCACCUUGCCCAAGGGUUAAAAGCUUCCCUGCCAUAUACUCCAUGCCCUUUUCUGGCAAUCUCAUCAGAGUAACUGAGAAAAGCAUGUGGCUAAAACAAACCCUCGCUCUUUUUGUCAAGUUGGACAUGUCGCAGUGAGGAAGGAAUGCCAGUGGUAGGGUUUUCUAGUACUAUUUAUAUUGGUCUCACACUGCUCCCAUUUGCAUCCCUCUGGAGGGGAUGCUGCAGUCCUGGGGGAACAGGUGAGGCUGGCUCAGGAUUUUAGGAAACCAACUUCCACAUGUCAUGAUGCUCCCUCCCAUAAACCUCAGUGCCAGAACUUGUCUCCUUUUUGAGUCUCAGGGCAGGACAAGCAGGAGAAACACAGGUAUUUCUCCUCUGCUCAUCACUGGUCAAGAAAUCUUCGGACUUAUCCAGGUUCUGCUGUCUCAUUGAUGAGCCACGGUCUCUGCCUAUAGCACCUGGGAGUACCAGGGCUUUCCCAGAAGAAAUGUGCAUAAUUAUACAAGAUUAUGUCUGGUACACACAGCCCAGGAUAGCAAAGGAACAGGGACAAAGGCUAAAUAUUAAAACUGACCUUGAAAAAAUUGCAGGGCAUUUUCUCUCUUAUCCUGCUUACUUACCCUCCAUGCUUUCCCAAAGAAGCUGUAAAGACUACAGUGAGUUCCAGGAGCUUUGUCUGGAUCCUCCCCACCACUGUCAAUGAGGCAAUGGGUAUAAAAACAAGGUUUCACUAAGGCAAGACUGAUUUUUUCACCAGGAAAUGUGAUGAAGGGAUCAUAGAAACUAAAGGAGACUGUGGGUUUCUUCCUACCCCUUAGCAGGUCAAGUCAAAGGGGAGGUCAAUUCCUCCCCUUUGGAAUUGUUCAAAGACAGGAUUUCAGACAGCAGAGGAAGCAGAAAGCUGGAAGCAAUGCUUGGGACCGAAUCCCUUUCUCUCUUCCUCAAAAGGCUACAAACCCAAAUAUAGUCAAUUUAUAGUGUAUAGUGCCCCAUGCCUCCCUGAAGAGAAGCAAGCCUCUCUAACACUGAAUAUCUCCAUAAACAAGCUUCCUUCUUUCUCCUUUCCUAUUUGGUGAUUGAAUGCUGGUGACAGGUCUCCUGUGCUAUCCAUGAGCAGCCAGAGGGUGCCUGAUGCACAUGAGAGAGGAGGGCAGGGGAACCAAAGGGUGUGUUUAACAGGUUUCUGGUGCUAAACAAGAUGGCAUUCCCUUGGUGCUAAAUCAGAUUUCAGGAGUAUUGGGUGCUUUCUGGAAAGUGUAGUAGGCUGAGUUGUGAUGUACUCUGGAAUUAAUGGUGCUUUAUGUAACAAAACCAAACAAACUCCAAGAACUUUUGUAUAUAUAUAUUUUUUCAGUGGUAUUAAACUUUUUUCCUUGGUUGUUUUGCA